ACUCGUCCCCCCACCACCCACCACCCACACCCACACCCAAAAACAACAUGUUCGUUUAAAAAACUACUACUUGUAGUUUGUAUAGCGUGUUGACCACUCCGACACCUCUCCACCGGAAAAUUCUUUCCCUCCGUCUACACCCUUCCUUGAUCCCCCGAAUUUCUCUCUCUCUCUCUCUCUCUCUCUCCUCUUCUAAAUUCUCCGUAUCCCCUGUUUCUAUCUCCCCAGAUUGAGAAGUCACAAUUUUAUUUUACGCUUCCUCAAUCUAGUCCUCGAUGAUGAAGCGAGGUAUGCGAUCUAACUAUGCUUCAAUUCUGCUGCGUAUCAACCAUUAACAACCGCAGCGAAACGAACCUUCAAUAACUCCCAACAAUGCCGCCACCAACACCACCAACAAGCACCCCAAAGUACAAUACCAAUCAUCAAGAUCCAAAUCACAGCCAAAAAAACGCGACGGUGGCCGUCGCCGAAACGUUGUCACGGCCUCCGUCGAUGAGAGAGGCGGCACAAUUGAUAUGCGGUGGAGAUCAUAGAGAGGUGAAGAUAAACGAUAUUGUAGGGAAUGGAAUAUCGGGGAUUUUGUAUAAGUGGGUGAAUUAUGGCAAGGGUUGGAGGCCCAGGUGGUUUGUGUUGCAAUAUGGUGUACUUUCGUACUAUAAGAUACAUGGCCCCGAUAAGAUUGUGGUCAGCCUAGAGACCGAGAAAGGGAGCAGAGUAAUUGGUGAGGAGUCGUUGAAAAGGAUUUCCAGAUGUAAGAAUGCGAGCUCCCAGGUCCGCCGUAAGCCUUUUGGUGAAGUUCAUCUUAAGGUUUCAUCAAUCCGUGAGAGUAGUUCCGAUGAUAAACGAUUUUCAAUUUUUACGGGAACUAGGAGGCUGCAUUUAAGGGCUGACACCCGGGAAGAUAGAAUGGCAUGGAUGGAUGCAUUGCAGGCUGCCAAGGACAUGUUCCCUAGAAUGUCUAACAGUGAAUUAAUGGCUCCCUUGGACAAUGUUGCUAUGUCAACAGAAAAUCUGCGGCAGCGAUUGUUGGAAGAGGGUGUGAGUGAGGCAGCCAUCCAGGGCAGCGAGCAGAUCAUGAGAAAUGAGUUUGCAGCACUGCAGAAUCAACUGAUGCUGCUUAAGCAAAAACAUUGGCUCCUUAUUGACACGCUGCGUCAUUUAGAGGUACAUGUUACGAUAAGCAGAAAUCAUUAUGCUAAUGGAAUUGAAAAUUCUUCUUCAGUGUCUUCUCCAAUCUCCCCAAAUUAACUGCUGUGCAGCUGGGGUUCGUUGGAUGGUUGUAAAAUUUCUGUUUUUUUCUUAUUUAAGUCUCACAUUCUUCUGUAUAG
Molecule: messenger RNA, 1328 nt
Organism: Ilex paraguariensis (yerba mate)
Lineage: Eukaryota; Viridiplantae; Streptophyta; Magnoliopsida; Aquifoliales; Aquifoliaceae
Source: the annotation of a GenBank genome assembly